Messenger RNA from Plectropomus leopardus (leopard coralgrouper), 2467 nucleotides. NCBI's taxonomy places the organism in Eukaryota, Metazoa, Chordata, Actinopteri, Perciformes, Serranidae. The record is from RefSeq and is a predicted model, not a curated record.
UCAGAGCAAAAGUGUUAUUAAAGGGGUUACGUGAAGUCCCGAUUCAGACUUGGCUUCUUUAACAAGGAAAAAAAAUGACAACAAUUCAAGCAGAAUUCAUUAACAUCUAAAACUGUAGUUCCAGCUGAAACUAUGACCCGAAAUCAGCACCCUGUUUGCAGAGCCUCCAUUCGCGGAGUCCUACUCCACCUCCUCCUCCUCCUGAGCCCGGCAGCUGAGACUCGCUCAGACCUGCAGAGUUUGUCAGAGAUCUCGGAGAGCCAUGGAGCGUUUGGUGCUGCUGGUUCUGGUUUUGCUGCCGUCUCCUCAGCCAGCGCACGGCAACAAGGCGACCUGCAAGCCGGUGACCGCCAGCUUCUGUCAGGGCGUGGGUUACACCACCACCGCCUACCCGACCGGGGCGGUGGGCUACAACCUGCAGCAGACGGGUCAGAUGGUGGAGACAGCUUGUUCUCCCAACAUCGCCACGCUCAUGUGUCGCGUCGUGGUGCCCGAAUGCGGUUCAGAGGACAACAGCCGUAUGAAGCCGUGCCGGGCGCUCUGUGAGAAGGUCAAGACCGACUGCGAGCCCGCCUUCAAAGCCAAGAGGUUAACCUGGCCGAUAAGGCUGAGGUGCGAAACUUUACCGGAGUCCAACUGCGUGCAGGGCCCAAACGUCAGUCCCACCCCCCCUGGGACAUGUCAGCCCAUCACUGUCCCCCUCUGCUCAGACCUGCUCUACGCUGACACCAUCAUGCCCAACAUCCUGGGCCACGCGUCCCAGGAGGACGCAGCACUGGAGAUCCAUCAGUUUUUCCCGCUUGUGAAGGUGGGCUGCUCUCCUCACCUGAAGACGUUCCUGUGCUCCGUCUACACGCCCAAGUGUGUGUCCGGCCGAGCUCAAGCCCCCUGCAGGACGCUGUGCGAGCAGGCCCGGUCCGGCUGCGAGUCGCUCAUGAACAAGUUUGGCUUCCAGUGGCCGGAGUCUAUGAGGUGUGAGGCGUUCAGCACAGAGUCCUGUGAAAACACUGAAGACGUCAGUUUGACCUCCUCGUGUCAGACGAUCACCGUGCCGCUGUGCCAGGGUCUGCCGUACACGCAGACCGUCCUGCCCAACAGUCUGGGCCACAGCACGCAGGAGGACGUCCGCAUGGUGAUUCAGACCUUCCUGCCGCUGAUACAGGUGGGCUGCUCCCCUCACAUGAAGCCUCUGCUGUGCUCCGUCUACACUCCGGAGUGUGUGUCUGGAUCGCCGCGGCCUCCCUGCAGGACGCUCUGCGAGCACGCACGCACCGGCUGUGAACCCGUGUUAAAAAAGUUUGGCUUCCAGUGGCCAGACACCCUGCGGUGUGACGCCUUUUCUACAGAGUCCUGCGAACACUACGGCGUGGGCAGCAGCGGCGGCGUCUGCGAGCCCAUCACCAUCCCGGUGUGUCAGGGCCUGUCCUACAACCAGACCAUCACCCCGAACCUGCUGGGACACAGCAGCCAGAGGGAGGCGGUGAUGAAGAUGUCCUUCUUUAACUCCAUGGUGCAGACCAUGUGCUCGGUGGACAUCCGGCUCUUCGUGUGUUUGGUGUACGCGCCCAAGUGCGUGGCGGGGGAGGUUUGGCGUCCCUGCAGGUCCUUCUGUGAGAGGGCCAAACGGGGCUGCGAGGGCCUGAUGACCAGCUUUGGCGUCUCCUGGCCGGACGAGCUGCAGUGCAACUCGUUCCCAGAGGAAAUGUGCGUUGCGGAGGACAGCAGGCCUGAUAUGCUGACUGCUGAAGAUGUUCUUGCUAAGCUGAACACGGCGGGCUACUCUGUCCGUGGAAACACCUUGAGUCUGAAGACGGCCCACCUGCUGGUGACGCUCGGGGACGUCGAUAAGACCGGAGACCUGAACGUGGUGGAGCUCUUUAAUCUGGAGCACUAUGUGGCUGCCGUCAGGAGGGAGUACGUGGAGAGCUACGAGAGGCGGACCCCGCCCGCCGUCACUCAGGCCCAGAUGAAGAAGAUCCUGUCGGCCCACGAGUUUGAAUUAGAGGAUGAAACCUUCAGAGUCAUGUGGCGCGAGUAUCACUCCAAAGGGGGGAUCGACUACGAUGAGUUUGUGGCCGUCAUGACGAAACUUCACAUCCUCAGAGAUCGUUUCCAGGCUCAUCUGCUGAACGUGCCGUGUGACUGCCAGGUGGCCAGUUUCUCUUUCAAGCAGUUCAUGAAAUCAGCCAUAAUGUGAGGAUUCAACCGGAGCUGAAUGGACCAGAGGAGGAAUUUUAUUGUUUAAGUAGCAUAGCUGUUUAGAGACCACCAUUUUUAUUAAACUUUUUUAUCGUGUUUGUAAAGAAACAGUCCAAGAACAAUAAACAUCGGGUAAAAAGAUGUGUUUUUAAACUAUUAGCAGUGUCUGAAGUUUAGAUUUGUAUGUUUGUGUAUUUUCAGAUCAUAAAUAUGAAUUCUGUAAAAGUGUCAUCUCACUUACAAUAAAAAUACUAAACUGAAAUAAUCA